This is a messenger RNA of Pipistrellus nathusii (Nathusius's pipistrelle), 1128 nucleotides long. The record is from the annotation of a GenBank genome assembly. NCBI's taxonomy places the organism in Eukaryota, Metazoa, Chordata, Mammalia, Chiroptera, Vespertilionidae.
AUGGGCGAAGACGCCCAACCAGAGGAGAUGGCAUUUAGGAGCUCCCCGAGGGCCAGUGAGCCCAAACCUGAGGUCAAUCAGAAUGGGAGCUCUAAGGGGAGGAGAGGGAUCCCCCAGAAUCUGCCCGUAGAGCCUCACUUUGCAUGUAAAGAGUGUGGGGAUGCGUUUAGGCUCAAGGUCCUCCUUGUGCAGCACCAGAGAAUUCACAGUGAGGAGAAGGGCUGGGAGUGUGGAGAUUGUGGGCAGGUCUUCAGGGGGGUCUUUGAGUUCAAUGAGCACCGGAAGAGCCACGUGGCUGUAGAGCCCCGGCCCGGCCCAAGCCAGGCCCUGGAUGAUGCCACCGAGAAGAGGGAGCAAAUGGAGGAGGAGGCAAAGCCCUUCGAGUGUGAGGAGUGUGGGAAGAGGUUUAAGAAGAAUGCAGGCCUUAGUCAACAUCUGCGCGUGCACAGCAGAGAGAAGCCCUUCGACUGCGAGGAGUGUGGGCGGUCCUUCAAAGUGGACACCCACUUCUUUCGCCAUCAGAGGCUGCAUAUUUCGGAAAAGCCCUUUGCCUGCAAGGUCUGUAGCCGGGAUUUCCUGGAUCGCCAGGAGCUUCUCAAGCACCAGCGAGUGCACAGCGGCCAACUGCCCUUUGACUGUGACGACUGCGGCAAGUCCUUCCGAGCAGUCAAUGGCCUGGCCGAGCACCAGCGCAUCCACAGCGGUGCGAAGCCCUAUGGCUGUGCCCACUGCGGCAAGCUGUUCCGGAGGAGCUCGGAGCUCACCAAGCAUCGUCGGAUUCACACGGGCGAGAAGCCAUACGAGUGCGGCCAGUGCGGGAAGGCCUUCCGGCAGAGCUCCAGCCUCCUGGAGCACCAGCGCAUUCACACGGGCGAGCGGCCCUACGCGUGUGGCGACUGCGGCAAGGCCUUCCGGGGGCCCUCUGACCUGAUCAAACACCGGCGGAUCCACAGUGGACUGAAGCCCUAUGAGUGUGACAAGUGCGGGAAGGCCUUCCGAAGAAGCUCGGGCCUGAGUCGCCAUCGGAGAACCCAUACUGGAGCCAGAUGCUGUGAGUGCAGUGAGUGUGGCCGUGUGUUCAAGAGGUGGUCUUCGCUGCUGAAGCAUCAGCCAACCCAUCAUGAGUAG